Copidosoma floridanum is the source of this 1245-nucleotide messenger RNA. RefSeq names its product leucine-rich repeat-containing protein 57. Lineage: Eukaryota; Metazoa; Arthropoda; Insecta; Hymenoptera; Encyrtidae. Gene Ontology annotation, molecular function: protein binding. The record is from RefSeq and is a predicted model, not a curated record. Gene Ontology annotation, cellular component: cytoplasm.
GUAUAUACAUAGGUGCAGGAGAGGGUCGAGAAUAACUCGUCGCUUGACAGUUCUACACCUCGUUUGACAGUAUAUACGGAGAGGGAAUUCACACGUUGAACGCAUUGAGUGCAUCGAGUGACCCGCAGCGAUAAAUGAAGGAAACCUCGGAGAUAUAGAAAAAUCGGAGCUGCUGAUCGAGGGUGUUCCAGGACACGAUCAGCUUACAUGGAUGACAUUAUAUUGUGAGGUUAUAUUAUACAUGUUGUGGGCUGAGCAAGUGAACAGAGGAAAAUAUAUACCAUACACACAGCCGUCAAGUGUGCAGCACUGAUUACUCGCUCGGGCGGGAGAUUCGAAUCGACAAACCGCGCGGGUCCUGCGGAAGAAAUAAGCAACGGAUAGCCCACACAACUGGUCUUUUACUAUCGACAACAAAGUUUUUCUACUUUUUCAAACGCGCACAAAAAUGGGCAACUUGGGCCUGAGACCGCACUACGAGACGUCCAAGAGGACGGGCGCGCUGAAUCUGUCGCAGCGCAACCUGGACGAGUUCCCGCAGCAGCUGGCCACUCUGGAUCAGCUGCGUAACCUCGAUCUCUCCUCGAACAAAUUUUCCAGACUACCCAGCGAAGUUGGGAAAUUUUCCCUCCUCAAGCAGCUCAACGUCAGUGGAAAUCGGCUCACCGAACUCCCCGAUAUCAUAGGCGAUCUCGUCAAGCUCGAGACACUCAAUGCCAGCUUCAAUAAAAUCGGCGCUCUCCCGAGCUCCCUCGCCAAACUUUCGCAUCUCAAGCAAGUAAAUCUCUCGGACAAUCGGUUGACCGAUUUCCCACGGAUGUUUUGCGGUAUGCGUCAUCUCGAUCUUUUGGACCUGUCGCACAAUAAAAUAACUUCGAUACCGGACGAGGCGUCCGAUCUCUACGUGACCGAGUUGAACCUCAACAAGAACCAAAUAAGCUCGAUCUCGCCGAAUUUGGCCGACUGCCCGAGACUGAAGACGCUCCGUCUGGAGGAGAACUGCCUGAAACUCGACGCCAUCCACAAGCGCAUCCUCGAGGACUCAAAGAUUUCGGUGCUUGCGGUCGAGGGAAAUCUGUUCGAGAUGAAGCAAUUGGCUGACUUGGAUGGGUACGACAAGUACAUGGAGAGGUACACGGCUGUCAAGAAGAAGAUGUUUUAGGUGAUCAUUGCGAGACCAAUUGCUAAGUAUUUUCCAAGUGUUUGCACUUUGGUUCUUUUGAGGAUUUCAAACGAUGAGAACUA